AAGAAAAGCAAACUCAACAGGCAACGACACGAAAGAUUAUCGUGCAAAAAGCGUGCCUCAUUCUUCAUCUCGCUGACAGAUGAAAAUACUUCCUCAAAAAGUAUCGAGUUUUCAUUGGAUGGAUUCAUGAUUGGAUGAUAUUUUUAGGAAACAUUAGUUCAGCUUUUCAGUUCUGACUUGGAGAUGAACAUGCAAGGUUUUGUAUUCGUAUUUCUUGUGGUUGCUGCCUUCAGCUUGUCGUCCCCUUGCCAUGGGUUUUGCGGAGAUAGAAAGCUAAAUGGUGAUCUUGCACGUGCAGCCGCUCAAGGCAACGAAUUUAUUCGUUCAAWACUUGCUGACAAAAAAGCUAUGACAUUUGACUACAUCCGUGCCGCAGCUUUUAGCACUCUUCGUUUGGGGGGCUUUACAAUUGAUAUGCUCUCUAGUCUGGGUAUGGCAGACCUCGGUARAGACAUAAAGAAGCUAGGGCUUAACAACAUCACAACUGGACGGAUUGCUUACUAUGUACAAGGGGUUCAGGCCAUCUGUAARGAUCCCAAGUCUUUSAAUGGUUAUGACUUAAUAAAGCGUCUAACGGAUGGAAUAAAAGAGUACUCUGUAGCCGGGUUUAACCACCCUUUCGCUUACAGUCUUGUUGUUUUGKCAUUGUGUGACAGUGGUCAUGCAUCGCAAUCGUAUCAUAAUUACACUCUGAUGAUAAGGAGUAUGAUUCAAAAACRUCUCCGUAAUCAUCCGACACACGGCGGURAUACGCUUUCCUUGGCCACAAUGGCGCUGACAUGUAUGUACAACAAACAGCCUCAACCCAAGCCGUGCUACUGGUGGUGCGACGAUAGAAGGAAAAGCCUGAGAAACGUGCUAAARAGAACCAUUAGGUACGCGGCAUCUGCGUUGAAAAGAAGCCAGAAAAGUGAUGGUAGAUUUGGUAACAGCAUAACCACUGCAUUGGUUUCACAGAAUAUCACUGUAUGUGUUAAAGUGGAAUUCCUAACAACACCAACUAACGGUACUGCCCCACCUAAUCCUGCCCCUGUCACCGUGACAGUCCUCAACCGUACAAACGCCUAUCACAUCACAAAAGAGGCGAGUAAAUUACAUCCCUGUUACAAGUUCACCACCGUAAUGACGGCUUAUGGAAAUUCCAUCACGUCGAUCUGUGGGGUGUACAAGGAGCCGGCCAACAAAAAGUACUGGAUGAUCUUCUCUGCUCCAAACACUUCAUCAAAAACAGGAGUCGACAACUUUUAUCCAAAGGACGGAAGCUGCGUCAUUUACAAGUUCAAGAAACUGAAUUUCUUCAAAUAAGAUAUCGAAACAAGGCAAAGUAACUAAUCGUCACGGCAAAGAAACAUAAAUGUAGUGCAUUAUUAGAGCAAUAAAUUAAAGCAAAGUGAA
This is a messenger RNA of Exaiptasia diaphana, 1395 nucleotides long. Its product is annotated as cobalamin binding intrinsic factor. Gene Ontology annotation, biological process: cobalamin transport. Lineage: Eukaryota; Metazoa; Cnidaria; Anthozoa; Actiniaria; Aiptasiidae. The record is from RefSeq and is a predicted model, not a curated record. The coding region runs from base 184 to 1305 and encodes 373 amino acids. Gene Ontology annotation, molecular function: cobalamin binding. The transcript has 3 exons.